UCGAUGCGUAAACUCGACUUGGUUUAAACUACACAACACUUUCUUGCUGUUGCCGUGAUGUGGGCAACGCCGAGGAGGACGCGGUCGGAGGCGAGCGAAGACGAGGAGAUCGUGGUGAACGUGGGCGGCGUGAGACACGUCCUGAGCGCCAGCGUACUCGAGCGCUACCCAGCCACGCGCCUCGCGCACCUCGCCGACCGCGCCGCGGAGGGCUUGUACGAUCUCUCGCGAUUCUGCGACGACUACGACGCGGCGACGCGCGAGUUCUUUUUCGACCGCGACCCGGACGCGUUCAGAUGCAUCGCCGAGGUGUAUCAGUAUGGAGAGGUGCACAUGGCCAAGGGGACGUGCCCGGUACGCUUCAGCAAGGAGAUGGAGUUCUGGGGAGUGGACAUGGACCUGCUGGACGAGUGCUGCAAGAGCAACCUAAAGGAAGCAGAGGAGGAGCUGUCUGAGAUUGCCGAGAAGGUCCGAGCCAUUCUGGACGACAUGGAGGGAAGCCCUUCGAGCGGAAAGUGCAGGGCUUUCCUGUGGAGGCUCAUGGAGAAACCGGAGUCGUCCUGGGCAGCACGCACCAUAGCCCUUCUCUCGUUUCUCUUCGUGCUCCUUUCAUCCGUGGUGAUGUGUGUGGGGACUGUGCCUGAGCUUCAUGAGCAGGACGAUGAUGGGAACAGAGUUGAGAAUCCAAGCCUGGAAGCCAUAGAGACAGCGUGCAUCAUUUGGUUCACAGUGGAGUACAUGUUGCGCUUAGCCGCAGCUCCCAAUAAGUUGCAUUUCACCAUCUCCUUUAUGAACGUGGUGGACUUUCUGGCUAUCGCGCCUUUCUACCUGCUCCUGGUGCUGUCAUACCUUGGCACUGCCGUGUUGCAGCUGGGCACUGUGCAGCAGGCGGUGCAAGCGCUCCGUGUAAUGCGUGUGGCACGUGUCCUCAAGUUAGCACGCCACUCCUCAGGCCUGCAGACUCUCACCUACGCACUCAGGAGUAGCUGCAAAGAGCUCGGCCUGCUGCUCAUGUACAUGGGCAUAGGCAUCUUCCUGUUCUCAGCACUUGGCUACACGGUGGAGCAAAGCCACCCAGAGACCAUGUUCACCAGCAUCCCACAGUCCUUCUGGUGGGCCAUCAUUACCAUGACGACAGUGGGCUACGGUGAUAUCUACCCCAAGACCACACUGGGCCGGUGCAACGCUGCUGUCAGCUUCCUGUGUGGAGUCAUUGCCAUUGCUCUGCCCAUACACCCCAUCAUCAACAACUUUGUUGUCUUCUACAGCAAGCAGCGUGUGCUUGAGACUGCCGCUAAACAUGAGAUAGAGCUCAUGGCACUGCGUUCAAAGGAAGGAGAGCCUGUGGAUGCUACUGGUUUGGAAUUCCAGAGAUCAAGCCAACUGAUGGGUGAACGAAUGGCCUGGGAUUGUUCCAAUCUUACCUCACAAGGUGAUGGCCACAAUCCAUUACUCAGUGACUCUGGGCAGAGCAUGACUUUUCAGAAAUGCAAAAAGCAAGACGGAUAACGGACAGAAUGGAGAAUGGACAGACUGGAGAACAGACAGACUGGAAAACGGGUUCACUGCUCAGUGCAUUCAUGGAGCGUUUGGACCACAGUUUUCUUUUAUAAGCUAUUACUGUAAUUACUUCCUAUAAUAAGGAAUAAGAAUAAUGAUUUUCCAUAUAUUCAUGAAACCGAGCCAAACUGCCAAGUGGAAUUUUUUUUUCCCACUGAAAAUCAAUCCAGGAUAAAUGUAUUUGUUUUAACAGAUUUGUAGUGUUAAAUACUGUUCAACAAAAUAUCAAAUAAAUCUGUGAUAUAUUCUAAUUUAUGAAUUAUGUCAUGUAAGUAAGUUUAUUUACCAAAGGGUUCACCUGCUUGAGCUUGAGCCUCUUUUCUACAAACUAUUAAUGAAAAUAGAAAAAAAUAUAUAUAUAUUAUAAAUAUUUAUUAUAUAUUAUAUAUAUAUAAUAAAUAUUUAUAAUUCAUUAUCCACUUACAUUAAUUUCUAAGUAAAGUUCCUGGUUUUAAUGCUACAAAAUGUGCAAAAUACUAUACAUAACACGAGGAUAUUAUAUUUAAAUAAGAUUUAUAUGCUACAUUUUUGCAUAUAACUGUAUGUCUUUAGGCUUCUACUAUCUUGUGGAUUUCUGAAAAGCAUGUAC
Molecule: messenger RNA, 2149 nt
Organism: Hemibagrus wyckioides
Lineage: Eukaryota; Metazoa; Chordata; Actinopteri; Siluriformes; Bagridae
Gene: kcnf1a
Product: potassium voltage-gated channel, subfamily F, member 1a
Exons: 1
Coding region: 58-1509 (483 amino acids)
Biological process (GO): protein homooligomerization; potassium ion transmembrane transport
Cellular component (GO): membrane; voltage-gated potassium channel complex
Molecular function (GO): voltage-gated potassium channel activity
Source: RefSeq, a predicted model, not a curated record